This is a messenger RNA of Chinchilla lanigera (long-tailed chinchilla), 1953 nucleotides long. RefSeq names its product peroxisomal biogenesis factor 12 (gene Pex12). Lineage: Eukaryota; Metazoa; Chordata; Mammalia; Rodentia; Chinchillidae. Gene Ontology annotation, molecular function: zinc ion binding; protein binding; ubiquitin-protein transferase activity. The transcript has 3 exons. The coding region runs from base 31 to 1104 and encodes 357 amino acids. Gene Ontology annotation, cellular component: peroxisomal importomer complex; peroxisomal membrane. The record is from RefSeq and is a predicted model, not a curated record. Gene Ontology annotation, biological process: protein import into peroxisome matrix; protein monoubiquitination.
AAAAGUGCAAUCUGGAACGCACAGAAUAUUAUGGCUGAGUACGGGGCUCAUAUCACAACUGCUUCUGUGGCGGAUGACCAGCCAUCCAUCUUUGAGGUGGUUGCACAAGACAGUUUAAUGACAGCAGUGAGACCUGCUCUUCAGCAUGUGGUCAAGGUUCUUGCAGAAUCAAAUCCUGCCCACUGGGGCUUCCUUUGGAGGUGGUUUGAUGAAAUCUUUACUCUGCUAGAUCUUCUGCUUCAGCAGCAUUAUCUGUCUAAAACCAGUGCCUCGUUUUCUGAAAACUUCUAUGGUUUAAAGCGGAUAGUAAUGGGGGACUCUCCCAGGUUCCAGACAUUGGCCAGUGCUGGUCUCCCCACAAAGCACCUCUGGAAAUCAAUUAUGUUUCUGGUUCUUCUUCCCUAUCUGAAAGUGAAGCUGGAGAAGCUGGUUUCUAGCUUGAGAGAAGAGGAUGAAUAUUCUAUUCACCCCCCUUCUUCCCACUGGAAACGAUUUUACAGAGCCUUUCUGGCAGCCUACCCGUUUGUUAACAUGGCCUGGGAAGGCUGGUUUCUAGUACAGCAACUCCGGUACAUUCUAGGAAAAGCUCAGCACCAUUCACCUCUACUGAGACUGGCUGGAGUUCGACUAAGUCGGCUGACAGUUCAAGAUAUACGAGCUCUGGAGCAGAGACCUGAAGCCAGUUUGAUGCAACCAGCCAGAAGUAUUAGUGAGAAGAUAAAGUCAGCUCUGAAGAAAAGUGUGGGAGGUGUUGCCAUUUCCCUCUCUACUGGCCUUUCUGUGGGUGUAUUCUUCCUACAGUUCCUUGACUGGUGGUACUCGUCUGAAAAUCAAGAAACGAUCAAAUCAUUGACUGCCCUGCCUACUCCACCACCACCUGUACACCUAGAUUACAACUCUGAUUCUCCUUUGUUACCCAAAAUGAAGACUGUGUGCCCGCUGUGUCGGAAAACCCGGGUGAAUGAUACUGUUCUCGCCACCUCUGGUUAUGUGUUUUGCUAUCGUUGUGUGUUUAAUUAUGUGAGGAGUCACCAAGCUUGUCCCAUCACAGGUUACCCAACAGAAGUACAACAUCUAAUUAAACUAUACUCCCCUGAGAACUGAAUGAGAUUAGCAUAUUAUCUCACAACUUAAAUAUUGCACUGUAAGGCCACAGGGCUAUUUUUUAGCGCAGUACAGAGCACUGCCAUCUCUCUGCCCUAAUUCAUAUAGAUAUUAACUCUGAACAACAAUAUAGAUAUCUUUAAAAGGAUAUACCUAUUUGAUCCUUACAUUUUAGCCUGUUCUCUAGAGCCCUAUUUACAGCUGACCAUGCUGGUUAAAGUAAGAACAUCAAAACUGUAGAGGAUGUGAGCACAGAAGGAGGUGGAUAAAAAAGAGUAACUAGUACGGAAGCUUUCCUUGUUUUUUUUUCCUUAGGGAAUAAACGGUAUAGAAGCUUCCAGGAAAACCCCAGCUUACAUCUCAUAAAAUGGUGGUGAGGGGAAGCAGGCCUCCUCUUUAGAAAAGGAUUUAUUUGCCUAUGAGGUUUUAUCAGUUCACAAUGUGAAACACAGACCUAUUCUUUACAGACACUUGAACAUGUGACCCACUUGUUCAGUGACAUCUGCUGCAGUUUUUCAACAUUUGAAGAUGAGCCAUACAUAUCUGAGGAAGCUAGUUAAAGGAAAAUGGAGGAUGUUUAGAGAGGGUAGUCUGAAAAUUUUAGUGACACAACAAAGCUAACAAGCAGUGAAGAGAUAAGUGAAAUACUUACCUAGUUUUAAUGAAAGGACCUUUUAAUAAGCUCUUUCUGCUUACUCUUAAUUGCUUGCUCAAAUGGCAUGAAUUAUCCUGGUUGUUACUAAAGUUUCUGUGAAACAAAUCUUAAGAGUAGAUCACAAAGAACUGUCAUGAUUAUAUGGAAACAAAUCUUACUUGAGGCAUUUAAAAUAAAUUUCCAUACAAAUCACC